Rubroshorea leprosula is the source of this 405-nucleotide messenger RNA. The record is from the annotation of a GenBank genome assembly. NCBI's taxonomy places the organism in Eukaryota, Viridiplantae, Streptophyta, Magnoliopsida, Malvales, Dipterocarpaceae.
AAAAAUUUUUUAAAAAAAAUUUCUGCUUUUGUUUUUUGGAUUUUGUUGUUUGAUUGUGAUGAAAAAUUGAUUGAUAAGAUGAAGAAGGCAAGGCAAGGCAGUUGCUGGGUUAUUGCAGGUGUUGGGUACGAUUUUUCAAUUUCGAAUGCUAGGUUUUUGCAGGUGCUGGGUUCGAAAUCGAACCCAGCACACGGUGGGUUUGAGGCCCUUGGUUUCGUUUCGAACCCAGCAGCCGUUGGGUCAAAUAUCUAUUGAGUUUAAUCUGUUGAUUUGUUGUGUUAUCUUCGAAUUUAAUAUUAGGAGUUAGGGUUUGCAGAAGGUUAAAGGAAAGGGAGAGGAAGAAGAAAGGGGAAAAGGAAAAACAAACAAAGAAAAAAAAAGGAAUAACAAAUUUUUUAAGAUUUU